UGUGCUAAAAGCAGUUUAUGGAUUUUCUUGGCAUUUAUAUUUUUAAGCUCGACUUGAAUGGGUCAGUAGUAAAAAAUUCUUGAAGCACCAGAGUAGACGCGUAUAAACUGAUAACAAUAAAGUAUCAUUAACAAAACAAAUCCCAUACGCAACUCUUAACUUGUAUCGCAUAGGGACUUAUCAGUUGCAAAAUGUCGUUCUAGAAGUUCAAACCCAUCCAAGAUAAUGUCCAUAUUCAGAAUUGUAAUUCAUUUUAGCGGUCUACUUGGAGCUUUAUUUUUGUUUGAUUUUGGAUAUGGUGCUCCAGCUGGAAGAAAUCUUCCAAGUAUGGAGGUUCCUCCACCAAAACUUAUAAAUUUUAUGAGACGAUUUGGGUACUUAGAACCAAACCCAAGUGAUUCUGAAGCUCUCUAUCAUGAAGUUGCAAUAAUCGAAGCUAUUAGGAAUAUACAAAAAUAUGGAGCAAUUAACCAGACCGGCGAACUCGACAGGCCUACAUUGCAAUUAUUAUCAUCACCGCGUUGCGGAGUACCAGACAUAGAAUCUCAAUCCCGAUCCAGAUCGAAACGUUACAUUAUCGGUGCGAGAUCUUGGCAGAAACGCAAAAUUAGAUACUACAUAGCUAAUUGGUCAGCCAAAAUGCAGAGGGACCAAAUCGAACGAGAUUUGGAAAAAGCCUUUAACAUGUGGUCUCGCUAUAACCGACUGAAAUUCCAGCGUGUAGAUGACACAUCGGCAGACAUUAUAGUUGGAUUUGGAAGUUCCUAUCAUGGAGAUAACUAUCCCUUUGAUGGCCCUGGAAACAUUUUGGCUCAUGCAUUUUAUCCUUAUGAAAUGGGUUCUUAUGGAGGUGAUAUACACUUUGAUGAGGAUGAGAAUUGGGUAGAAAAUUCAACGAACUUAUCGGAUGGGGUGGAUUUCUAUUCAGUUGCAUUGCACGAAUUAGGACAUAGCCUGGGAUUGGCUCAUUCUCCAGUUUAUUCAUCGAUUAUGUUUCCCUACUACAAAGGUCCUGGUCAAAAUGUUCUGGAUUAUGAUGAUGUCUUGGCUAUGUACGAUCUUUAUGUUCAGAGAAAAUUACCAGGCGAUGACGACAAAUUAGAAACAUACACUCCAAGAUCAAGAUCAACUUCAACCACACCAUCGCAAUUUGAAGAAACAACUGAGAUAACAUUGGAAGUGUCGACGACGACUAGAGAAGACAUCCAGUUCACAUAUGAGGGUGACUUUGAAACAGUUGGAAAUCAUAAGAAAAAGUACUCUACAAACAUGAUUUGGAUAAGCACUGGAGCAACUACCAAAAUCCCUAAAAAAAUCCGACCCAUAGCCCCGGGAAGCCAUAUCUGCCAAGGUCAUUUUGAUGCAGUCUCACUCAUAAAGGGCUCUAUUUAUAUCUUCAAGGGCAAAUACGUUUGGAGAGUUACACCAAGGUACACCAUCGACAGCGACUAUCCAAAGCCGAUUUAUGAAAUGUUACCAUUUCUGCCGGAAAAUACUCAAAGCAUCGAUGCGGUAUAUGAGCGUUUUGAUGGAGCGUCAGUUUAUUUUACAGGUAAAAUCUAUUGGAUUUAUGAUGGUCAAGGACUCAUAGAAAAUAGCCCAAGGAAUCUCACGGAUUUUAUUUCAACAGCUACAAAUGUAACCAAAAUAGAUGCAGCAAUGGUCUGGCCUAAAAACAAUAUGACCUACAUCUUUGCGGGGAAUCAAUUUUGGAAAAUAAACGAAACAAAUAGGAGAUUUGAAGACAAUUUUUCAAAGCCCAUGCAAAGAUGGAUUGGAAUACCAAAUAACAUCGAUGCAACUGCAACUCUUGCAAAUGGCAAAACAUAUUUCUUCAAGGACAAUUUAUAUUGGCUCUAUAACAACAAAUUCAUACGCCCCGAACGUGGCUAUCCACGUCGAGCGUCCACAGCAUGGCUAGGAUGUUUACCGACCACAGAGAAAACAAAACUGAGGAAUUCAAAUACAACGAUUUUGUUUAUUUAG
Messenger RNA from Eupeodes corollae, 1986 nucleotides. Its product is annotated as matrix metalloproteinase-2-like. The transcript is spliced from 10 exons. The record is from RefSeq and is a predicted model, not a curated record. Bases 226 to 1986 code for a protein of 586 amino acids. Gene Ontology annotation, biological process: extracellular matrix organization; proteolysis; collagen catabolic process. Gene Ontology annotation, molecular function: metalloendopeptidase activity; zinc ion binding. Lineage: Eukaryota; Metazoa; Arthropoda; Insecta; Diptera; Syrphidae. Gene Ontology annotation, cellular component: extracellular matrix.